GGGUCAUGCGUAAAAAUGUCCAAAUUCGCCCAACCAAAAUAAGAAACAAUAACUUUUCACUUUUAAACAAAAACUUAUUAUUUUAAAAGGAUUUAUAGCAUAUUAAGGCUUGAAAAUGAACAAUCUUGACAGUUCAUUGCAAGCACAUAAUAAGUUAGAGAAGGAAGCAACCAAUUUGGCUCUGUUGAAAGACCGAGUGGAUAAAUAUCACGAUCUGUCCACUCAAAUGUCCAACAUCCUUACAAUAUUCGAAAAGCGAUUGGGAAACCUAGAACAGACUAUAUUACCCGUGUACCAGGAAACGGAGCAGCUCCAGAAUAGGCAGAAAAAUCUUGAAGCCACUCUCAGUUGCCUGGAAAUUGUCUUAUCUCACUACGAUGUCUCCCAGGAAGUAUGUCAGUUGAUUCACCAGGGUCCCAUAGAGGGAAAUAUUUCCGCCUUUUUGGAUGCACUAGCCAAACUCCGAGAUGCCUCUGAUUAUUUUCGACACAACAAUAUUCAGAGUGUAGAACUGGAAAAUGUCACCAGCUUGUUCAAUACUGGAUGUGAGGGUCUGAAUCAGCAUUACAGCAUGCUGCUUAAAAAGCACAGUGCUCCGCUGAAGCCCGUGGAGCUGUUGGAUCUGAUCUACAUAGAGGAUGACUCAAGCGAUGAAUAUACCUCAUUCCGGCAGUUGUCGCAAACGACUCGCGAGGAGCUGUACACUAUUUCCCACUGGCUAGAGCAAAAUUUAAGACAAUACAUCCACAUUUACGCCACGGAACGAGGUGAUGUUGUACUCCGAUCGCUGCAGCUGCUUAAGGAUCACCAGAAGAGUAACAGCUGGGGUCACGAGGCACUGAGACCGCGUCACAGUGGACGACAAACGGAACCCAAAAAGAAUACGUCUGCCCGAUUGCAGCAAAUAUUUGAAAAGAAGGCCAAUAAGUUAUAUCUAAGGGCUACUCAGACCAUUGAACAGUCCACCGGCUUCUCUAUUAAAAAGGCAUCCUCGCACAGCGAUCAUUUGACAUCCGAGGAUCUGUUGGAUGGGGAUCAGGAGCUUGACAAGUACUUGGUCAUGCUGCUGGGACUCCAAAGAUUGCUAAACUGGGAGCGAGCUAUCAUGCACGAUAUUAUACCCCAGUCGAAACACAACGAAGUAUUUGCCCGUUUGGCCUAUAAUGCCAUCGAUCUGGUGGUCAAGGACGCGGAGUCCAUUACUCAACGGAUCCUGCGUUGUAUUUCCCGUAAAGAGUGGACCUCGGCGCUGGGAAUAUUCUCCGCCCUAAAGCGUGUGAUCCUUCUACAACCGGACAUUGAACGCACCUAUGAUCCUGCGCAAAGAGAACAGCUAAUGAAGGUUUUAAACAAGUUACAGCAUACUGGAGCCAAGGCUUUGGAGCACUUCCUGGACGUAGUUAAAGGUGAAUCAAGCACUAACAUUGUUGGCCAGAGCAAUGUUCCAAAAGAUGCCACCGUCCACGAGCUAACGUCCAAUACGAUCUGGUUUAUUGAGCACUUAUACGAACACUUUGAUGUAAUUGGUUCCAUUUUGGCACAGGAUGUUCUAUACUCCACACAAUUGGAUACUAUUCUUAUGAAAAAAGCUUUGAGUGGUGAUGAACGCAAUAAGGCUCUAUUAGCCAUUUACAUAAAGAAAGCUUUAGCGGAACUGAAUCUUUCCAUAAUGAACAAAUGUGAGCAGUAUAAUGACCAGGCUACCAAGCAUCUUUUCCGUUUGAACAACAUCCACUACAUCCUCAAGUCACUGCAGCGCUCCAAUCUCAUUGAUUUGGUUACCCUGGCAGAACCGGAGUGCGAACAUAGCUACAUGGAGAUGAUCCGCGAACUGAAGGCUAGCUAUCAGAAGACCUGGUCCAAAAUGCUGGUGGGCAUCUAUUCAUUGGAUGAACUGCCCAAGCCAGUGGCCGGCAAGGUCAAGGACAAGGAUCGCAGUGUGCUAAAGGAGAGAUUUUCUAACUUCAACAAGGACUUCGAAGAAGCUUGUAAAAUUCAGCGGGGUAUCUCGAUACCCGAUGUCAUCCUGCGAGAAGGCAUCAAACGUGAUAACGUGGAACACAUAUUACCAAAAUACAAUCGAUUCUACGAAAUUUACUCUGGGGUGCACUUUAGCAAGAAUCCUGACAAAUACGUCAAGUACAGACAGCACGAAAUCAACGCUAUGCUGAGCAAGCUCUUCGAUGAUUCAGCUUAGAACUAAGUCCCAGGCCUGGGUUCAAGUGCAUUCCUUGUAAGUUCGUUGGGGGCUUUAAUAUAAACUCAAUAAAUAUCGCUUUAAAAAAUUA
Molecule: messenger RNA, 2288 nt
Organism: Drosophila eugracilis
Lineage: Eukaryota; Metazoa; Arthropoda; Insecta; Diptera; Drosophilidae
Gene: Exo70
Product: exocyst complex component 7
Exons: 8
Coding region: 116-2197 (693 amino acids)
Biological process (GO): exocytosis
Cellular component (GO): exocyst
Molecular function (GO): phosphatidylinositol-4,5-bisphosphate binding
Source: RefSeq, a predicted model, not a curated record